This is a messenger RNA of Vicia villosa (hairy vetch), 1475 nucleotides long. RefSeq names its product trihelix transcription factor ASR3. The transcript has 3 exons. The record is from RefSeq and is a predicted model, not a curated record. NCBI's taxonomy places the organism in Eukaryota, Viridiplantae, Streptophyta, Magnoliopsida, Fabales, Fabaceae. The coding region runs from base 178 to 1197 and encodes 339 amino acids.
GCAAAAGGCACAAAAUAAAAACCCUUUCUCUUUCUCUUUAUAAUUAAUCUUCUUCAUUCUUAAGCUAUGUGUUAAGAGCUAAACUAAAAACUAAACGCCGUAACGGAAAAUUCUCAACACCGUCACAAACACCCUCUCGUGCGUGUCACGUGACAUUCAAAACCCUAAUUCCUCUUUAUGGCUUUGGACCAACCUUCGUUACCUUCGAAUCCCAAUACCAAUUCCGGUGACGGUAACGGCAACGGUAACGGGACGCCACCGUCGUCCACCGUGAAUGGCGGCGAGGAUGGGAAGCCUACGGCGAGGCUACCGCGGUGGACGCGGCAGGAGAUUCUGGUGCUGAUACAGGGGAAGAGUGACGCGGAGAGCCGGUUCAAACCGGGGAGAAACGGUUCGGGGUUUGGUUCGAGUGAGCCGAAAUGGGCGUUGGUUUCGUCGUACUGUAAGAAGCACGGUGUGAACCGGGGGCCGAUUCAGUGUCGGAAGCGGUGGAGCAAUCUCGCCGGAGAUUAUAAGAAGAUUAAGGAGUGGGAGACUCAAGUGAGAGAUGAAACGGAGUCGUUUUGGUUGAUGAGGAAUGAUUUGAGGAGGGAGAGGAAAUUGCCGGGGUAUUUUGAUCGGGAGGUUUAUGAUAUUCUUGAUUCGCCGUCUGUGGCUGUGGCGGCGGCUGCUGCCGCGGCGGCGACGGUGCUUCCUGUGGCUGUGUCGGUUUCGGAGGCGGUGGGGGAUGAGGAGGUUCAUAUUUAUGAUAGUAAUAGGAAAGUGAGUGGUGAAGAUGGGUUGUUCUCGGAUUUUGAGAAGGAUGAGAUUUUGGUUUCUUCCAAAGAUGUUCAUGUUCCUUCACCUGUUCCUAUCUCAGAGAAGCAGUUUCUACCGCUCCUUAGUCGCUGCCAAGGAGAAGGCAAUGCUCAAGGUACCAACAAUGAGAAACAACCAGCCUCAAAUCCCGAAAUGGGUUCUACAUCUCAAGGGGAACGGAAGAGGAAACGGUUUCCAACCGAUGAAGAAGAUGAAUCUCUGCAAAGUCAGUUAAUCGACGUGUUAGAGAAAAACGGCAAGAUGCUGAGCGAACAACUAGAGGCUCAGAACAUGAACUUCCAACUGGAUCGCCAGCACCAGAACGACACUGCGAGUAACAUAGUUGCCGUGCUUGAUAAGCUCGCAAAUGCUCUUGGAAGAAUUGCUGAUAAAUUGUAGUGCAACAAGGAAGGAUCAGAGAGAGUAGUAGUGUACAUAACAUUUGGAAUCAACAAUAGUGGGUCCCUUCAUUAUUUUUUGACCACUUGUUCACUUUUUUUAGUGUUGUUAUUACUACUGCCAUUAUAGGAGUUAGGACUAUAUACAACAUUUUGAAGUUACUGCAUUUAUUCUAUUUUUCAUUGAGGUUUCAUGAAUCUUUCCGUGGUCAUUAAUAAUUAGUUGUUGUACAUAUGAUAUUUAUAAUUAGGUGCUUUUUUAUUAAUUUUCUCUACAAA